AGCCAUCCUAAACUGCACACUGAUGGUGAGGCCAUUCUGAAAGGCCUUCAGUCCAUUUUUCAGGAGCAGGGGAUGACAGAGUCAGUGCACACCUGGCAGGACCAUGGCUAUUUAGCAACCUACACGAACAAAAACGGCAGCUUUGCCAAUUUGAGGAUUUAUCCCCAUGGAUUGGUGCUGCUGGACCUUCAGAGUUACGACACUGAUGCACAAGGCAAACAAGAAACUGACAGGCUUUUGAACAAAAUAGAAGAAAAAAUGAAAGAACUGAGUCAGGACAGUACUGGGCGAGUGAAGCGUUUACCACCCAUAGUUCGAGGAGGGGCCAUCGACAGAUACUGGCCUACUGCUGAUGGGCGCCUGGUUGAGUACGACAUAGAUGAAGUGGUGUAUGAUGAAGAUUCACCUUAUCAGAACAUUAAAAUCCUACACUCAAAGCAGUUUGGAAAUAUUCUCAUCCUCAGUGGUGAUGUUAAUUUGGCAGAGAGUGACGUGGCAUAUACUCGAGCCAUCAUGGGCAGUGGUAAAGAAGAUUACACUGGCAAAGAUGUGCUGAUCCUGGGAGGCGGAGAUGGGGGCAUAUUAUGUGAAAUUGUGAAACUGAAACCAAAGAUGGUCACUAUGGUAGAGAUUGACCAAAUGGUAAUUGACGGAUGUAAGAAAUUCAUGCGAAGAACAUGUGGAGAUGUCUUAGACAAUCUUAAAGGAGACUGCUAUCAGGUCCUCAUAGAAGACUGUAUUCCAGUACUGAAGAGGUACGCCAAAGAAGGGAGAGAGUUUGAUUAUGUGAUUAAUGAUUUGACAGCUGUCCCGAUCUCUACAUCUCCAGAAGAAGAUUCCACAUGGGAGUUUCUCAGACUGAUUCUUGACCUGUCAAUGAAAGUACUGAAACAGGAUGGGAAAUACUUCACACAGGGGAACUGUGUCAAUUUGACUGAAGCCCUGUCACUCUAUGAAGAACAGCUGGGGCGCCUGUAUUGUCCUGUGGAAUUCUCAAAAGAGAUUGUCUGUGUCCCUUCAUACUUGGAAUUGUGGGUAUUUUACACUGUUUGGAAGAAAGCUAAGCCUUAAAGAUGAGCAUCCCCUGAAUGUCGUGUGCUGCAAGCCGCCUUCCUGACUUCCAUUUGCCCUGUAUGCCAUCAACCGAGUCAGGCAACUGGUCAUGAAUUCCUUCAAGUGUUUUUUUUUUGUUUGUUUUUAAUUAUUAUUUUUAAUUUAAAAAAGCCAAUGGAAAAAAUGUAUAUUUUGAUGAGCUAGGGUGUUAAUUUUUGAAAGUCAGCUGAAGGACAAUUAGACAGCCCAGCGAAGACUGCGGAAUGCACUGACCCCCUAGAAUGUGACUUUAGGAUCUAUCUUUUUUUUUUUCUCUGUGUGGGGUUUGGGUUUUAGUUUUGGCUUCAGUAGACUUUAAUUUGGACAUGUGGAGGAAUAAACAUCAUUGUUUGUUCUGGAGAGAAGUUCCUGAUAGUGUUUCUCCCCCCCACCCCCAAAUUGACUUAGAUCUUAAAAUUUGGUGCUUUCAAAAGACAUGAUUAGCAGUGCUUCAAUUAAAAUUACGAAAGAGA
Molecule: messenger RNA, 1565 nt
Organism: Myodes glareolus (Bank vole)
Lineage: Eukaryota; Metazoa; Chordata; Mammalia; Rodentia; Cricetidae
Source: RefSeq, a predicted model, not a curated record